AUGGCGAACUUACCAACUAUUCGCUGGGGAAUCAUUACCACUGGCCUGAUAUCCUCAUGGUUCGUUGAAGAUCUGGUCCUCGACCGACCUGAUGCCAGAGUCAAACAUAUAAUCCAAUCUAUCGGCACAUCAAGUCUCCAAAAAGGCCAGAAAUUUGUAGAGCAACAUUGUCCGACCGAGAAUCCACAGAUUUACGACUCUUACGAGAAAGUCUACCGCGACGCAGAGGUGGACAUUGUUUACAUCGGUACACCUCAUGGUCACCAUUACCGCGAUACUAUGCAAGCCAUCGCAGCAGGCAAAAACAUAUUCUGCGAGAAAGCAUUCACAUUAAACGCCAAGCAAGCAAGAGAGGUCUUUGAAGCAGCCAAGAAAAAGAAUGUCUACGUCGCCGAAGCAAUGUGGCUCCGUCACAGACCGAUAUACCGCAAACUACAAGAACUGCUGCAUCAAGACAAGAUCAUCGGGGACGUAACCCGCGUAUUCUCUGAUUUCGCGUCGGAGAUUGAUAUCCAAUCUCUGCCCUCAACAUCUCGAUAUCGGGAUAUAGCCCUCGGGGCAGGAUCUCUGCUCGAUAUCGGCGUUUACUCUCUUACGUGGCUUGCCGUGGCACUCGAGAAAGACAUGGAAAUGCCCCGUAUCGUGGCGUCGCAGAGUCACGAUGAGGGGAUUGAAGUCACCACGAGUGCUAUUCUUCAGUACUCCGACGGUCGCAUGGGUAUUGCGAGCUCCACGACCAAAACCAAGGGCUCUCCUGGGAAAACCUUCGCCGUAAUCCAUGGGACGAAGGGCCAUAUUGAGGUGUCAGGCGACGCACCUUCUUUCCCUGAAUCGUUCACUGUAUGGGCCAGACAAACAGAUCCUGGAAAUGCGCAGAAGGUCUUGUUCGAUAAAGAGCAAUACGAGAGCAAAACAUACGAGCUCCCGAUGAUUGGGCGGGGCUUUGUUUGGGAGGCUGAGAAUACUGCAUUGGAUGUUUUGGGCGGACAGAAGGAGAGUGGUAUCGUGCCAUGGGCAACGACUGUGCAUAUGAUGGAGAUGAUGGAUGAGAUCAGGCGCCAGGGGGGAACCGUUUACCCCGGAGAGUAA
Molecule: messenger RNA, 1089 nt
Organism: Penicillium longicatenatum
Lineage: Eukaryota; Fungi; Ascomycota; Eurotiomycetes; Eurotiales; Aspergillaceae
Product: Gfo/Idh/MocA family protein
Exons: 2
Coding region: 1-1089 (362 amino acids)
Molecular function (GO): nucleotide binding
Source: RefSeq, a predicted model, not a curated record